CUUACCGGCGUCGUCUGUUUCUCCUUGUCUCUUCACUCUUCUAUGUGCUAUUAUAAAUAUUGAAUACAUAUGCAUAAACAAAGUGGCUCGUAAAAUGACAUCCGCUUUAACGUGCCAUUCACGAUCAUCAAAGCGCCUAAUCGCUUACUGUUGGUCAACGCCAAGAUAUUCCUCGGCAUGGAGGUGCCCGCAAGGGUAUGACACAGGCAUCAAAGUGUACAACACCGUGGUUCGCAAGAAAGUCCCGCUUAUGGUGCAGACGGAUGGCGUAAUCAAGUGGUACGCGUGUGGCCCCACUGUGUACGAUGUGGCGCACGUCGGUCAUGGCUGUUCGUACGUACGUUUCGACAUCAUCCGCAGAAUUCUCGAGAAAUUCUACAAUAUUAACGUCGUCAUGGUCAUGGGAAUCACCAACGUCGACGACAAGAUAAUUAACCGAGCGAGAGAAGCCGGACUGCCCACUGACACGAUCGCGAAACAAUACGAGAACGAAUUUCUUGCAGACAUGAAUAGAUUAAGAGUUUUGCCACCGACAAUGUACAUGCGGGUCACGGAAAACCUAGACAGCAUAACGCAGUUCUGCGCUACGUUGAAAGACAAAGGAAUGGCAUACACCGCGGACGAUUGCUCCAUGUACUUCGACGUUGCAAAGUACCCGCAGUAUGGAAUGUUCCGCACAGAGUGCCCAGAGGAACAGGCACAGCAGAGCGAGUCAAAGAGGGACCCCAGAGACUUUGCUGUUUGGAAAGGGGCAAAGCCCGGGGAGCCAAAGUGGUUGACGCCUUGGGGUCCGGGGAGGCCAGGCUGGCACAUCGAGUGUUCAGCCAUGGCGAGCCAGGUGUUCGGCAGCUCUGUCGAUAUCCACACGGGUGGGAAAGACCUAAUGUUUCCACACCAUGAGAAUGAAGAGGCACAAAGUUGCAGCUAUCAUGGCGUAUCACAGUGGGUUAACUAUUGGCUGCAUGCGGGUCACGUGCAGGUCAAGACGGAUGGAAAGGUAGAAAAAAUGUCCAAAUCGCUGGGAAAUUUUAUCCCCAUGAGGCAGUUCCUACGGGAUCACUCUGUGAACCAAUUCCGAAUAUUCUGCCUACGCUCUCCGUACCAGAAAGAUAUCGAGCUGACCCCAAAAACUCUCGAUGAAGCCAGGUCCACUUUGAGGAAGAUGCACGACUUUGUAGCAGAUGCGGAGGCUUACGUCGAAGGACAUCUACUGUGCGAGACGCCGUCCGAACCAGACAUACUGGAGAGGCUGGCACAGCUACGAAAAGAGGUGAAACUGUCCCUCGGGGACGACUUCAACUAUCCGAAAGCAAUUUCUGGAGUCGUAAAAUUCAUAAACUACUUAAACCAGACCCUACAGUUAAAGCCGAGUUCCAGCACCGGAGCGAGAAGCCCCGGCGCAAUCGCAAUCUCGAUGAACUACGUCCUGAAACUGAUGGAGGACUUGGGCGUGGAGCUCACGACCAAACAGAGCUUACAAAGAUCCCCUUACGUGUCCGACAGCGUCUUGGCGGGCGUUCUCGACGACAUUGUAGACUUCCGAAAUAAAGUUCGCCUUCAAGCCCUAACAGGGAAACAAAGGGUAUCUGAACAGCAAAGUCCACAGGACAAACACAGCCCCGCAGCUCAAGAAACCACAUCUGGCUACCCAGUACAUCCAGAUCGCCCUCCGGAAGACAAAGAAGGCGACGGAUCUGGUUGGACCGCAGUGCCGAACGCCGCAACGAAGAGUCCACCUCAGAGGAAGACGCGUGAUCCUAUGAUCGCAGCGUGUGAUGUUCUGAGGGACAGGAUGUUCACUGCAGGCAUUCAGAUCAAAGACCGUGGCCACGCAUCGAGUUGGAGUUUCAUGGAAGAGACUUCGCUCGAGGCCAAGAAGGAGAAAUUGCGUAGUAUGGACUCGUUUGAUCCGCAGUACGUGCCGAAGAGCAAGGGGAAGCGAUAGUUUAGCAGGUACUGCAGGUGCUCACGAACACACUGCAGUACGCAGCUACAUGCCAAAGACAUUCUGAGCACUUGUAGAGUUUACGGGAUGUUGAAAGUUCCUUAGUACUUUUGUGCAACAAAAUUAUUAAUACUCACUCAAUGACCCCUGAAAGAUGGUGUUUUAAUAUACAUCCAAAUCACAUGCUUUAUGUACAUAGUUAUGAAUGCGGAAAUUUUCUGCGACAGUUCCUUCACUUCUCGAUUUCUCCGAGGUACACUUGCUUGUCGCUAGACACUGAGAGUACUGUAAAGUAAUAAAAGAAUGUAUUUAAUUGGGCA
Messenger RNA from Ornithodoros turicata, 2265 nucleotides. Its product is annotated as probable cysteine--tRNA ligase, mitochondrial. Bases 95 to 1945 code for a protein of 616 amino acids. The transcript has a single exon. NCBI's taxonomy places the organism in Eukaryota, Metazoa, Arthropoda, Arachnida, Ixodida, Argasidae. The record is from RefSeq and is a predicted model, not a curated record. Gene Ontology annotation, molecular function: cysteine-tRNA ligase activity; ATP binding. Gene Ontology annotation, biological process: cysteinyl-tRNA aminoacylation. Gene Ontology annotation, cellular component: cytoplasm.